Spinacia oleracea (spinach) is the source of this 994-nucleotide messenger RNA. Its product is annotated as sm-like protein LSM8. The coding region runs from base 327 to 623 and encodes 98 amino acids. The record is from RefSeq and is a predicted model, not a curated record. The transcript is spliced from 6 exons. Gene Ontology annotation, molecular function: mRNA binding. NCBI's taxonomy places the organism in Eukaryota, Viridiplantae, Streptophyta, Magnoliopsida, Caryophyllales, Amaranthaceae. Gene Ontology annotation, biological process: mRNA splicing, via spliceosome. Gene Ontology annotation, cellular component: U4/U6 x U5 tri-snRNP complex; U6 snRNP; precatalytic spliceosome.
AAUUAUGCAAAAGGUAAACCCCAAAUGAAUUUUCUCUCACCUCAAACUCCAAACUCGCAGCUGCUCUUCAUCUCCUUGGUCGUUCUGAUUGCCGCCUCCUCCUCUUCUUAAAACCCUCCAACAAAAUCACCAGCUCCGCCAUUGACAGGAUUUUCAAUUUUGGGCACUUCCAACCAGCUCUGGUCGGCGGCGCCUCCGCCAUUGUUGAUUUUCAAUUUGGGGGACUUCCAACCAGCUCUCCUUCUCUGCCGCUGCUAUUCUUGUUGCUCACGACAGUUGUAUUCUAAGAAAGGUUGACCUAAUUGUUGGCCGCGGGAGUUUGUACAAUGGCUACCGGACCUGGACUUGAGCCUCUUGUAGAUCAGAUGAUUUCAGUUAUUACCAAUGAUGGACGCAACAUAGUGGGGAUCCUAAAAGGUUUUGACCAGGCAACAAAUAUUAUUCUUGAUGAAUCGCAUGAAAGGGUUUUUUCUACCAAGGAAGGAGUCCAACAGAUUGUAUUGGGUUUGUACAUCAUCAGGGGUGAUAACAUAAGCAUUAUUGGUGAGCUGGAUGAAGACUUAGAUGCUCAUAUCGAGCUUUCGCAGCUGAGGGGCCAUCCUCUGAAGCCUGUCAUUCACUGAUGAGCAGAGUGCGUAUUUCGUUAGGCUGUAUUGAAAAUAUCAAUUGAUUCCCAGGACAUGUGAUAGUGAAUGUUAAGGACUUGUUUGAGGAGUGGUAAUGAAUUGGUAAUAGCCUAUGAGCUCAAUGCAGGAAGAGAGGCAUUCUAGAAGACUUAGCUUUUGGGAUUUUUUUUUCAUUGUCAUUAAUAUUUUGUUCAGAACAAGUCCAAAGUUCUCAGGGUAGAAGUGUGAUAUCAAUGACUAUCUACGUACCUAGGUAGAUGCUUUCCCUUGUAAAGACAAUAGGAGUUUUUUGGAUUUGAUUACUGAACACUGGCUUGUUUAGCAUGAAGUCGAGAGCCUGCACGUGCUUUCCAACCUGAACAGGGACA